AUGGCGGUGGAUUUCGGGUUCACCACGGGGAAGUACAAUGGGAGCUCCUUCAGCGCGAUGUCCAGGAACCCCUUCUCGAGCCAAACGAGGGAGGUGGCGGUUGUUGGCGGGAGGGGCGAAUUCCGCCUCGCCCGCGGUUUCGCCUUCAUCACCACGCGCGUCCUUAAAGGCAUCAAUAUCAUCGUCGAGUACAACGUUACGCUCCUGCACUACUAA
Messenger RNA from Spirodela intermedia, 216 nucleotides. The record is from the annotation of a GenBank genome assembly. NCBI's taxonomy places the organism in Eukaryota, Viridiplantae, Streptophyta, Magnoliopsida, Alismatales, Araceae.